This is a messenger RNA of Serendipita indica DSM 11827, 2640 nucleotides long. The record is from the annotation of a GenBank genome assembly. Lineage: Eukaryota; Fungi; Basidiomycota; Agaricomycetes; Sebacinales; Serendipitaceae.
AUGUCGGGUCUUUCCUCUGGUUUCAGGAAAAUCAUACCACUCCCCAAAUCGUCUCUGCGGGACGUGGACCAACCAAUGUCUUCUGCGGAUUCUGAUAACGAACAACCAUCGACAUCGAACUCAAAGUCGAAAAUAGACCAUCUCGGGUUUCUAGAGCUUGCUCCUGGAACAGAUCCACUUAUCGAUAUCGUCGCCAUCCAUGGCUUGGACGGGCACAGAGAGGAAACUUGGGAGACUGACGGAGUUCUGUGGCUGCGCGACCUCGUGCCCUCCGAAUUGCCUCGUGCCCGAAUCCUCACUUACGGAUACGAUGCGGACACUCAAAGUGCGGAAUGCGUGUCGACGCAGACUAUGUAUCGCCAUGCAGAUGAAUUCGCCAAGGCGCUCGCAAGGAAACGCAAGGACGUCUCUCGACGACCUAUCAUCUUCGUCACACACGAUCUAGGAGGUAUCAUCCUCAAAUGGGCUCUGGUGAUCUGUCACAACCAGAGACUGGAUUCGGAAUGUGACCUCAGGGACGUUCUAAUUUCCACGCAUGCAAUCCUCUUCUUUGGAACGCCACACACUGGCAUAGAAUCUGAAGUCAGUAUCCUUGAUGCGGUCAAACGGUUGGCGGCGUCAGUACGUAUGGAGACGACAGACACCAUCGUCAAGGAUCUUCGUUCUCACUCUUCUGAGCUUGAGAACGUACAGAAGCUCUAUGUCGAGGCAAGCGCGAAAGUCAAGAGCGUAUUUUUCUGCGAAGAAUACAAGACACACGUCGAUGGCAAUCGACGAAGAUUGAACGUCUCCCAUCAUUCUGCAGUCAUUGCUGGAGACCGAAAUGCCACAACAGUCGUCCUUCACGCCAAUCAUGAAGCUUUGGUCCAAUUCUCAGCUGCAGAAGGAGUCAACUAUCAAAGUGUUCUCUACUAUCUCCAAAAGUAUCUCGACAGCGCACCGACGGCAGUGUGUGAACAGUGGGCUACCGAGGACAGUUGUCGACGUGCUGCAAAGGGUGAACCUGCCUCUGAGGAGGUCAUGCUGCCAAAACCUUGCCCACCAGUGUCAAGAGGCUACGUCGAACGACAACACCUUCAGUCGCUCAUCACCCAGAAGUUACUUCCGAAAGGUCGCGUGAAGCACCAGCCGCGUUGUAUACUACACGGGAUCGGAGGCGCAGGCAAAACUCAACUCGCUACAAACUGGAUUCAGGAGAACGAGCUUCGCUUCACUAGAGUGAUAUUCGUCGACGCUUCCAGUCAAACCCAGUUAGAAACUGACUUGCGGCGGUCGAUUCGAAGCUUAGGCUCCGAGUACAGCAAGAUGACGUGGAAAGAUGCAGUUACGUACCUGGACGGCAAAGAGAGGGGAUGGUUGCUCUUCGUCGACAACGCCGACUCGGCAGAGCUCAACCUUCGCCCAUAUCUCCCUACCUCCAUUCAUGGGGCAGUUUUGAUUACCACGAGAAACAGUCAGCGCAUCGACUACGCUCCUGAUGGUGCAGUUGCUGUCGGCGCUCUCGAGGAAAGCGAAGCGGUGAAGCUCCUUCACACAACCGCCAACGUCUCACCGGUAUCCAAUGCCGAGUCUGUGGAGAUUGUGAACGAGCUAGGGAUGUUGGCACUUGCGGUCACUCAAGCAGGGGUGUACAUUCGCCAGACCCGGCGUCUCACGACAUACCUGGAUACAUUUCGUAAGAGUCGGAAUCGACUUCUAAGCAAGCAGCCCGACAUUGGCUCAGAGUACACGUCGUCUACGUACACCGCGUUCGACCUAUCUUUCCAUAAAUUACAGACAAGGACACAGGAUUUCAUCAAGUUGUGUGCGUUCCUUCACCACUCACUCAUUCCGCUUGCUCUUUUUGAGCGGUCGACGACUUCUGGAUUCUCCACUUAUACAGUACUGGAGGAAUGCCCUCCACCGGAGAGCGACAAGAUUUUCAUCUCAAAGCUACAGGAGAUACUUGGGGAGACAUGGGACGAGGUAGCAUUCCAGGAUAUUGUCGACUCAGCGGCACAGGCGUCGUUUAUCAAUGUCUCGACAGACGGGGCAUUCUACAGCAUCCACCCUCUACUCCAGAUGUAUAUCCAAGAUUCUCUGGGUACAGAGGAUAAAGGAGAUUUCGUCCGGAUGACAUUACAAUUACUACUUGGUGCAAUUCGACCAGCAGAAGAGAGCAACGCACCGCUUUGGCACCUACUUCCUCACGCCAGCAGCAUUCCUCGAUCAGUGGUAUCGGAGAAUCUAGCGCACAUACUGGCGUUCGAUGUGCUCUAUGAUGCUUUAGGGAAUUGGAGGGCAUGUUGGGAGCUAUUGGAAUAUUCCCUUGAAAGAGUUCGAGCAAAGCAAGGCGAAAGGCAUAGCAACACGAUGUGGGCGAUGAGCAAACUCGCCGAGGCACUGUGGCACUGUGGUCAAUUGAGUAAAGCAGAAAAGAUGCAAAGAGAUACACUUGCUCUGCAACUAGAGAUCCUUGGACGAGAAAAUCAUGAUACAAUUAGGACAAUGCACUGCCUUGCCCUGACCUUGCGUGGUCGUGGUCAGUUGGACGAAGCCGAAAAGAUGCAGCGAGACGUGCUCGCUCUGCGGCUGGAGAUCUCUGGACCACGGCAUCCUGGCACCAUCACGGCAAUGAACAACCUCGCAUUGACCUUGUGA